GGAGGGGCCGAAUUGAGCGCUCUUCGGAGUCGUACUUCCGUGAAGGAUUUGAUUGCCAUGGCGGAGGCUCAGCCUGUUUGUAGCUUCCUCUUCAAAAAGCGUCGCUCCGCGCCCGGGAGAGCUCAACGUAAGAGGCCGAGCAGCGACCAGGACCCCGGUAGCAGCAGUGAUGAAGGCAGCACUGUAGUCAGGAAGGAGAGACGAAAGGAAGUUUCCAACCCCAUGAUUCAGAAGACGAAGAAAAGUAUGAAAACAAAGACUUCCUAUGGGUCAAGCAGUAGUGAUGAUGAUAACAAACCUGAAGGAAUUGGAAUUGCAUAUAAAUCAACACGAUCUGCGAAACCUGUGGGUCCGGAGGACAUGGGUGCAACAGCUGUAUAUGAACUGGACACAGAGAAAGAUAAAGAUGCCCAAGCCAUUUUUGAACGCAGCCAGGAAAUCCAGAAGGAACUUCAAGGAAAGGAAGACGAUAAGAUUUAUCGAGGAAUUAAUAAUUAUCAAAAGUACGUAAAACCAAAAGAUACAUCCAUGGGAAAUGCUUCUUCAGGCAUGGUAAGGAAGGGACCAAUCCGAGCCCCAGAACAUCUCAGGGCCACUGUCAGGUGGGAUUACCAGCCUGAUAUAUGUAAAGACUACAAGGAAACUGGGUUUUGUGGCUUUGGAGAUAGCUGCAAAUUUCUGCAUGACCGAUCAGAUUAUAAACAUGGGUGGCAAAUUGAGCGGGAAUUGGAUGAGGGACGCUAUGGACUUAAUGAUGAUGAAAAUUAUGAAGUAAGUAGUGAUGAAGAUGAACUGCCUUUCAAGUGUUUUAUUUGCAGAAGCUCCUUCAAGAAUCCUGUGGUAACCAAGUGUAAACAUUACUUUUGUGAAAACUGUGCCCUACAACAUUAUCGCAAGUCUCAGCGAUGUUAUGUAUGUGACAAACAGACUAAUGGUGUCUUCAAUCCAGCCAAAGAAUUGUUAACGAAACUGGAAAAGCAUAAGGCUGAAGAAAGUCCCCUUGAAGAUGCUGGACAGCAAGAUUAGCAUUUCAUUAUAAUUUUCAUGCCUUACAUCCUCCAGAGAAAUAAUUUGAUUGCAGAAUAAAUAAUUUAUAGAAAAAUACCGUAUUUUUCAGACUAAAAGACACUCUGAAUUAUAAGACACACCUAGCUUUUGGGGAGGAAAACAAGAAAAAAAAUCUGCCUCUGCCUCCUUGCAGCAAACAGCCUGGUCAGAUUCAGCACAGAUUGAUUUAGCACAAGCAGCUGAGUGGCAGUUGGAUCUGAUUCCCAGAAUACCACCUAUCAGCUAUUCGAGGCUACAGGUAUUGCCACUGCCCAUCACCACCUCCGGGCAUCUCGUUUUUGGCCUCUGUGCGCCUCAUAUUUGGCCCAUUCUAGGCAGCGGGGAUUGCCGCUGCCACCUACCCCCGUCACCUUGAAUGGGCUGAAAACGGGGGGGGGGCAUGGAGGCUGAAAAUGGGGCAUGUGGAAGUUGCAAUGGGCGUUAGCGUCAUUGGGCAGUGUAUUAGGAGGCAAACUGCUGGGAGGCAGAGGCCGGCGGAUGGGGGCUGGUGGGUGGGCGAGGCUUUGGCAACAUAUGCUGUAUAAGACACACAGACAUUUCCACCCACUUUUUUGGGGGGAGGGAAGUGCAUCUUAUACACCGAAAAAUACGGUAAAUUGAUCCAUCAUGUUUUGUGCUUCAACAUACAUUCCAAACAACUUUACAGACCAAGACAUAUUACAGAUAGUGAAACACUUCAUGAAAACAAAGCAAUUCAUUAUUCUUUAUUGCUUUAAUGUAUUGGAAAAAAGGAAAAACAAAAAAUCAACAAGGAAAACAAAAAACUGUACAAAAACAACAGCUCAAAAACUGUUUUUCUGGAAGUUAAAGGAAAUAGUUCUUUCUGUGCUCAAACAACUUCUGUAUUCUAAAAGGAAAUAACUAGCAGAAAUUAAAUCAGCUGAACAUU
Ahaetulla prasina is the source of this 1957-nucleotide messenger RNA. It is a transcript of the gene RNF113A, whose product is annotated as ring finger protein 113A. NCBI's taxonomy places the organism in Eukaryota, Metazoa, Chordata, Lepidosauria, Squamata, Colubridae. Gene Ontology annotation, molecular function: metal ion binding. Gene Ontology annotation, biological process: snoRNA splicing. The coding region runs from base 58 to 1026 and encodes 322 amino acids. The record is from RefSeq and is a predicted model, not a curated record. The transcript is spliced from 10 exons. Gene Ontology annotation, cellular component: U2-type spliceosomal complex.